AUGACGGUUAAGUACAAUUCAAGAGGAGGGGAGAGUGAGCUAUGUGGACACCAGCAAGACUGUGGCUCUCUACAUCAGAGGACUGAGGCCAGGGAAGACAGUGCUGGCCAAGGUAAUGCGGAACCAGUCGCGCCUGGAAGUGAGCAGCUUCGCCCGCGAAGGUACCGCGUCCCACGGCUGCGGCUCCUUGCAGCGGGAUCCGCCGGCCUAGCCCGCUCGCCGCGGUGCGGCCGGGGGCGCACCGACCGAGACCCCGCGUCCGGCCGCCCGCCCCCUUCCCGCUCGGCCCGGCCCCCUGCAAGGCCUACACUUCCCCCCCCAAAAAACGCCCGUGCGGCCCCGAGCCGCGGUCGCCCCCACCCCGCCUCCGGGAAAGGUGGCCCGGACGCCCGGGAAGGGAAGGCAGAGCCGGCGGGGCAAGAGCGCACUGCCGGGCAGCGGGAGUCCAAGCGCGCGGCGGAGCGUCCAUGCUGCCGGCGCGGGCGGGCGUCCCGAGCCCCGCACCCUCCCGUACGCACGGUCCGCGCGGCCGGCCGGAGGCCACUUACUUUUGGGGCCGCCGACCUCCCGACUCCCUCCGGGGGAAAUGAAAGUUGUCACGGCGUCUCCCCUCGGGCCCCCCUCGCCUGCCCGGCUUGCGAGGCGCCGCCGCGGAGCCGGGAGGGCGGCUGCGCUCCCGCUUGCAGAUGGCGUCACUUGAAACCAAUCCCAGUGAAUGAACUCAGCGGAGCCCCGGGGAAAGGAGGAGACAGGCGAGGGCAGGGCGGUGGGCGCCGGGCGGGGCCGUGCGCCCGCCCGCCCGCCCGCCCGCCCGCCCAUCCCGCGGCCGCCCGGGUCCGCAGCGCGGCUCCGAGCCUUGGCUUCGGCCGCGCGGGGAGGGGUCGGGUCACGUUCCGUUCCGGAGUUCGGCGACUCGCAGGCAGGUUCCGCAGGCGCCGCUGGGAGGAGCCGGGGCUGCCCGAGGAGGCCGCCCCGCGGCCUCCUCCUUCCGCGUCCGCGCGCUCGCCAGCCCCGACCCCGGGCCCGAGUCUGCGUCCCAACAGCAACGUGACCAAUGAACACGGUGGUUUUCCUGAAGACAGUCUUGCAAAGGCGAGAUUGCAGUGA
Messenger RNA from Enhydra lutris kenyoni (northern sea otter), 1107 nucleotides. Its product is annotated as translation initiation factor IF-2-like. The transcript has 4 exons. Bases 1 to 1107 code for a protein of 368 amino acids. The record is from RefSeq and is a predicted model, not a curated record. NCBI's taxonomy places the organism in Eukaryota, Metazoa, Chordata, Mammalia, Carnivora, Mustelidae.